AUGUCUGACUGGCAGCAUCUCUCCAUUCGCAUCUGUCUCGUCACCUAUGUGGUGCACAUGGGUAGCCUGGUUUGUUGGUUCCUUGCCGCAGUUCGAGGCUGGUGUCGAAGCUACAAAGCCGGCACGGCGCCGUCAGAAUAUGAGUAUUGGGUGGUCCGCCUGUUUUUCAUCAUGGCCGUUGCCGAUUUCGUGCGCGGGGUGGACGGUCUCUCCGACACGUUCGAGGACGGCUCGUUUGUCAGCGUUUGGGGAAGCUUUAACAUCUCGGGUCGAUUCUUCGCCUGGUGGCUGCGUGACCUCCUCGGCUUCCAGAUUUUGCUGCUGUUCCACAGCUUCACGGUCAGGUGGUCACACACAGCGCUGGAGCUUCCAAUGCCGCGGCUCCUGAUGACAAUGGUUCGAUUCGGCUGUGCCACCGCCACCAUCGGUUUUGGCACAGGCCUCUGCGGUGCGCUUGUCACCAACAAGCAGAUCUGGCAGGUUGUCUGCAUGGUCUCCGUCCUGCCCUACAAUGCUGUGAGCUUCUUCAUGUGUGGGCGGCAUCUGUGGCGAAUCUUGCCACAGCUUGCGUCGGGGAGUGAUCCCGAAUCUGCGGACUUGCUAGCAAGGUCUCGAACAACUGCUACACGAAUGCUCGUUGCCCAUGCCAUCAUGCUAUCGACUUUCCCAGCUCUGAUCCACCAGAAAGUUAUGAUCGGCCAGAACCCACUUGUCGCACACCUGCCGGUUGCUUGGUUUCCUUCCGCUGUAUGCCUGGAGGUUGCCAAUAUCCAGGGUUCUUUAUGGGCUCCCGAAUAA
This is a messenger RNA of Symbiodinium sp. CCMP2456, 798 nucleotides long. The record is from the annotation of a GenBank genome assembly. NCBI's taxonomy places the organism in Eukaryota, Dinophyceae, Suessiales, Symbiodiniaceae.